This is a messenger RNA of Nerophis lumbriciformis (worm pipefish), 844 nucleotides long. RefSeq names its product dynactin 5 (gene dctn5). Lineage: Eukaryota; Metazoa; Chordata; Actinopteri; Syngnathiformes; Syngnathidae. The record is from RefSeq and is a predicted model, not a curated record. Gene Ontology annotation, cellular component: dynactin complex.
UCGACCACUCUACACGCAACUUGUACUGUCUGUCACCCAUCCGUCGGUCGGAGAGGAGCUGAAGCAACUAAAUGCUUCAGAUUGACUUUUUCCUCUUCUUUUAGGCAACAAACGCGUCAAACUCGCAGCUAUGGAGUUGUCGGAAAUGUUGUACAACAAAGCAGAGUACAUCGAGACGGCCUCCGGUAACAAAGUUAGCCGGCAGUCGGUGCUGUGUGGAAGCCAAAACAUCGUACUUAAUGGAAAAACCAUUGUCAUGAAUGAUUGCAUCAUCAGGGGGGACCUGGCUAAUGUCCGGGUGGGCAGACAUUGUGUGGUCAAAAGCAGGAGUGUCAUUCGGCCACCUUUCAAAAAAUUCAGCAAAGGAGUGGCGUUCUUCCCGCUGCACAUCGGCGACCACGUCUUCAUCGAGGAGGACUGUGUGGUCAACGCUGCCCAGAUCGGCUCCUACGUCCACAUUGGCAAGAACUGUGUCAUAGGUCGUCGCUGCGUCCUGAAAGACUGCUGCAAGAUCUUGGACAACACGGUUCUUCCUCCGGAGACGGUGGUGCCUCCUUUCACCGUCUUCUCGGGAUGUCCAGGUCUGUUUUCGGGCGAGUUGCCGGAGUGCACGCAGGACCUGAUGAUCGACGUCACCAAGAGUUACUACCAGAAGUUUCUCCCUCUCAGCCAAAUCUGAGCAUCGCCGCCAUGUUGGCAGUGAACUCUCACAACAAACUUGGACCAAAACCCGAGCAACAUGAACUUUUCACACCUUUUAUUGGCUUCACUUGCAGCAGGUGGCAAAGUUCUGUGUGCAAAGUAAUCAAUGUGUCCACAAAUAUAAUAAUAAUAAUGUAUAUAA